Oncorhynchus gorbuscha (pink salmon) is the source of this 2964-nucleotide messenger RNA. It is a transcript of the gene rp2, whose product is annotated as RP2 activator of ARL3 GTPase. Bases 199 to 1320 code for a protein of 373 amino acids. Gene Ontology annotation, cellular component: cilium; periciliary membrane compartment. The transcript has 5 exons. NCBI's taxonomy places the organism in Eukaryota, Metazoa, Chordata, Actinopteri, Salmoniformes, Salmonidae. The record is from RefSeq and is a predicted model, not a curated record. Gene Ontology annotation, molecular function: GTPase activator activity. Gene Ontology annotation, biological process: post-Golgi vesicle-mediated transport.
UGUUGAACUGUGUAAGGAAAGGGGAAGCUCAAACGAAAGACAUGUUUACGAGUACGUGAUAAGAAGCCAGAAACCGAGGAGGCAAGAAGACCGAAAUACCUGUAGAUGUUAUACAAAGUAGGCGAUAAAUCUUCUGGGGACAGACUCUUAUCAUAUUUUCCUAUACACGUUUGAUUGGUUUAUUGUUAAAAGGACGAAAUGGGUUGCUGGUUCUCCAAAAAAUCCAAGAGAAAAUCACCCGAAAAGGAACCUACUCCGAAAACGGUGGAAGAUAAGGCGAACAGCAGCAACGCCAACAACAUUGACCUCUGCAGCAAUACAACAGAGGACCCACCUAAACAAUACAGCUGGGACAAACGCGAAAAGGUUGAUCCUAAGGACUUCAUGCUAACGGGGCUGAAGGAUGCCACGGUGGGCCGUCUGCCAGGCAAGCUGAACGGACAGCAGUUUGUCAUCCAGGACUGUGACAACUGUAAGAUCUUCGUGUUGGACCACUCCGCCACCAUCACCAUCGACGACUGCACUAACUGCUGCAUCGUUAUGGGGCCAGUGAAGGGCAGUGUGUUCUUCAGGGACUGUAAGGACAUCAAGUGUGUGGUGGCCUGCCAGCAGUUCAGGACCAGGGACUGUAAGAAGAUGGAGGUUUUCCUGUGUUGCGCCACUCAGCCCAUCAUCGAGGCGUCCACGGGGAUGAAGUUCGGCUGCUUCCAGUACUACUACCCCGAGCUGGCCUUCCACUUCAAGGACGCAGGCCUCAGCAUCUUCAACAACAACUGGAGCAAUGUCCAUGACUUCACGCCCGUCUCAGGGGAGACCAACUGGAGCCUGCUGCCUGAGGACACUGUGGUGUUGGACCAUGUUCCAGCCCCUGACCCGGAGUCAGAGUUUAAAUCAGUCCGGAUCUCAGCUGAGGCAUCCCGCAGCAUCGUGCCCAUGACCAAAGGAGGCAGACGCAAGGAGAGUGACGAGUCCGGUCUGUUUGUGUUCUUCUCUGGGGACUACACCACUGCUAACGCCCGGAAACUCAUUGAUGAGGCCUCUGGGAAAGGGUUUGUGCUGAUCCAGACUAAGGAAGUGUCCAUGCGCCCCGAGGACGUCAGCAGAGUGUUCCAGAGCGAUGCAGAGGGACUCCUGGAGUGGAUCACCAACGGCCCAGUGACAGCUCUGGAGUUGAAUGGGGACGGGGUAGUGGAGGCCUGCAAGAGCAUUGCCAGUGAGAUGUUCAGUGGAACCAAGGUGUUUGUUUCAGACAACAGAAAUACUUCCUCUCGAGAUGUGGACAACUUCUUCAACUUCGCUGACAUGCAGAUGGGCUUGUGAUUGAGUCACUGUAUGACAAUCAACUUACUACACAACCAAGGAUUUUUUUUGUUAUAUUUUUAUACUAGUAGGUAGCGGAGAAGGACAGGUUACUCAACAUGGUAGUGGAGAAGGACAGGUUAAUCAACAUAGUGGAGAAGGACAGGUUAAUCAACAUAGUGGAGAAGGACAGGUUAAUCAACAUAGUGGAGAAGGACAGGUUACUCAACAUAGUGGAGAAGGACAGGUUACUCAACAUAGUGGAGAAGGACAGGUUAUUCAACAUAGUGAUGGUAGGUAGCGGAGAAGGACAGGUUACUCAACAUAGUGGAGAAGGACGGGUUACUCAACAUAGUGAUGGUAGGUAGUGGAGAAGGACAGGUUAAUCAACAUAGUGGAGAAGGACGGGUUACUCAACAUAGUGGAGAAGGACAGGUUAAUCAACAUAGUGGAGAAGGACGGGUUACUCAACAUAGUGGAGAGGGACAGGUUAUUCAACAUAGUGGAGAAGGACAGGUUCAGUAGUUAUAACGAGCAGUCAGGGGGGGAAACGCUGUAUUAGUUAUUUGGCUAUUUUCAUUUCUUGAAAAUCAAGAAAGUAUUCUCUUGUUUAUAUUGUGGUUCUUCGCUGUUCCGUUCGGUAAUUAGUGUGUGUGUGUGUGUGUGUGUGUGUGUGUGUGUGUGUGUGUGUGUGUGUGUGUGUGUGUGUGUGUGUGUGUGUGUGUGUGUGUGUGUGUGUGUGUGUGUGACACACAUUGAAACCAUUGUGGUGAAUGAUCGGUGUAGAGUGAAGUUGCCCCUAGAUUCUGAUCUUGAAUCAGUUUUGCAUUUCCUCCACUGUUUUAUGUUGGGAUUUGUGGAGGUGAAGAGCUGAUCCAAAAUCUGUUCCUAGGGGAAACUUUACCCUGUACAUCAUGUGUUUUCUCUUCGGUAUUUGUUAGGGUCCUUGCUAUUUGGGAUGCUUGGGACGUCCCAACAAUGUCAUCCCAUUCAAGUUUAAAUUUAAACUAGUCUAGGUAAGGGUUAAGGUUCGGUUCGAGGUUAAGGGCUCAGACACAGCAGUAGUGUUUUCUGGCCCAGAGUACUUGGCCCCUCUGAACGUAAUUUGUGAACCGAGUGCGCACAGAUUUUACAUGUAGAAUCAGGUUAAAUGUGUCUCUGGUCAGACGUCUAUAAACGGUGGUCCCUAAAACACAGUGCGCUGAACGCUCGACAGACGAACGCUCGACAGACGAACGCUCGACAGACGAACGCUAAAUCCCCAUUCGGAGCCAUAUGUGCAAGCCUUUCAAGUUAGGUUUAGGGUAGGGAUGUCCCAACCAUUCCCAAUAGCACUAACCCAUUAGUUUGUGUGUUUGGUUGAGCAGCAAGACGCCGGGACUUCCCUAGUGGUAACCUGAGUUACCUGUGUUGUUUCCAGACACGUUGUCAGGGUGAUACUGGUGUAAAUAGCUGAUUGGACGAUGCUGUGAUUGAGUACAGGGGUGUAUUCACUAGGAAAUAAACAGAAGCAAGCGGGACAAAAUGGGGAGGAGACCUACCUAAAAAAUGUUAUGCUACAGUUGGUGUGCACAAAUAGACACCUCAACACUGUGGUUACCAAAUGGAGACUACACCUAUUAUGUAAAUAAUUAUUUCACAUAUUUUAGUUCAUGUUUUUUUUUU